Messenger RNA from Cannabis sativa, 5494 nucleotides. RefSeq names its product protein DEFECTIVE IN EXINE FORMATION 1. The transcript has 13 exons. Gene Ontology annotation, molecular function: protein binding. The record is from RefSeq and is a predicted model, not a curated record. NCBI's taxonomy places the organism in Eukaryota, Viridiplantae, Streptophyta, Magnoliopsida, Rosales, Cannabaceae. Bases 402 to 2975 code for a protein of 857 amino acids.
AAUUGGACCUUAAUCCACGCAGACUUUUAACAGACGGGAUUGCAGACUCUCCACCAUUCGCGCGUGGAAUCUACUCUCUUUUCUCUUCUGGUUUGAUGAGACUAAUGUACCUGUAAAUUGAUCUUUCGAUAAAUGAAGAACGAACUCGCAUAAACUCAGUGAGCUCGAUCCGUUGACUGGUCUGGAAGGGGCCACCAUUGUCAAAUAGCUUUCUCAUCGGCUCGACUUUUGUUCUUGUUUAAGAUAUCUUCUAUUCUUCUCCUUAGCCAUUUUGAUCUCAGCCCAAUUCAAUUAGAGCAUUUACUGGUGUAAUAAACAGACUCAUCUAGGGCUUGCGUUGCGACAUACUGAAUUUCAAUAAAGUUGGAGUUAAAUCCGUGAGAAACGAAGAAGAAGAUCAUAUGAAAUCGGCGGGGUUGAGGGUUUUCUUGAUUUGUUUGAUUUUUUCUGUUGGUUUGAAUCUCUCUUAUGGCGAGGAGCCUAAGAAGACGAAUAAGUUUAGAGAGCGAGAGGCUAGUGACGAUUCCCUUGGUUAUCCAAACAUUGACGAAGAUGCUUUGGUGAAUUCGAAAUGUUCCAAGCAUUUGGAGCUAAGAUGGCAAACUGAAGUUAGUUCUAGUAUUUAUGCUACACCCUUAAUAGCUGAUAUUAACAGUGAUGGGAAGCUUGAAAUAGUGGUGCCUUCUUUUGUUCAUUAUCUGGAAGUUCUGGAAGGCUCAGAUGGAGACAAAAUGCCAGGUUGGCCUGCAUUCCACCAGUCAACUGUGCAUGCGAGUCCUCUCCUGUAUGAUAUUGACAAGGAUGGUUCAAGAGAAAUAUCUUUGGCAACCUACAAUGGCGAGGUGCUUUUUUUCAGGGUGUCAGGCUACAUGAUGGUAGAUAAACUGGUAGUACCACGUAGGAAAGUAAAAAAGAACUGGUAUGUGGGUCUUGAUCCAGAGCCAGUGGAUCGUUCUCAUCCAGAUGUUCACGAUGACCAAAUCGUUCUGGAGUCUGAGUUGGAAAAAUCAGUGCAUCAAAAAAGUGGAAAUAAUACAAACCAUUCAGAUACGAUUUCAACAGAGGAUGAAAGAAAAUUGAACGGAAGCCAAAUAGGAAUAGACAUCAAGCUACCUGCUAGUGGAAAUGAUUCUUCUGUAAACAUAAGUUCAGUUGGAACUGAAACUAAUGGAAGCCAAAUAGGAAUAGACAUCAAGCAACCUGCUAGUGUAAAUGAUUCUUCUGUAAAGAUAAGUUCAGUAGGAACUGAAAUUAAUGGAACAAGCACUGGGAGACGGCUUUUAGACGAUAACAAUUCCAAAGGAUCACAAGAGUCUGAAUCCAAAAGCACUAGUAAAGAGGAUACUCCUGUUGUAACUGUUGAAAAUGAAGGAGGAUUGGAAGCAGAUGCUGAUUCAUCGUUCGAGCUGUUACGUGAUAGCGAUGAGCUGGCUGAUGAGUACAAUUAUGACUAUGAUGAUUAUGUUGAUGAGACAAUGUGGGGAGAUGAGGAGUGGAAGGAGGGGCAACAUGAGAAACUGGAGGAUUAUGUGAAUGUUGACUCACAUAUCCUGUGUACUCCUGUCAUAGCAGAUAUUGAUAAAGAUGGAAUACCUGAAAUGGUUGUUGCUGUUUCUCACUUCUUCGAUCAUGAGUAUUAUGGAAACUCAGAGAACAUGAAGGAGUUGGGCGACAUUGAUAUUGGAAAAUAUGUAGCUAGUUCGAUUGUUGUUUUCAAUCUUGAUACCAAAGAAGUAAAGUGGACAGCUGAACUAGAUCUGAGUACAGAUUCUGCAAACUACCGUGCCUACAUAUAUUCUUCUCCUACCGUUGCUGAUUUGGAUGGUGAUGGGUACUUGGAUAUCCUUGUUGGGACUUCCUAUGGCUUGUUCUAUGUCUUGGAUCAUCAUGGGAAUGUCAGGAGAAAGUUUCCUCUUGAAAUGGCUGAAAUUCAUGGAGGUGUUGUUGCAGCUGAUAUCAAUGACGAUGGAAAGAUUGAACUAGUGACUACUGAUACACAUGGGAAUGUUGCUGCGUGGACUGUACACGGGGAAGAGAUUUGGGAAACACAUGUUAAGAGUUUGGUUCCGCAGGCUCCUACUAUUGGUGAUGUUGAUGGAGAUGGCCAUACUGAUGUCGUGGUUCCUACAAUAUCCGGGAAUAUAUAUGUUCUUAGCGGAAGGGAUGGAUCCAUUGUUCGCCCUUACCCAUACAGAACUCAUGGAAGAGUGAUGAGCCAAGUUCUUCUUGUUGAUUUGAGCAAACGUGGAGAGAAAGCCAAGGGACUUUCUAUGGUUACUACAUCAUUUGAUGGUUAUUUGUAUCUAAUCGACGGAGCAACAUCAUGUGCAGAUGUGGUUGAUAUUGGUGAAACAUCAUAUAGCAUGGUCUUGGCGGACAAUGUUGAUGGUGGAGAUGAUCUAGAUUUAAUUGUGACAACCAUGAACGGCAAUGUCUUUUGCUUCUCAACUCCAGUUCCUCAUCACCCACUUAAGGAAUGGAGGUCAUCUAAUCAAGGUAGAAAUAAUGUUGCCUAUAGGAACAACCGUGAAGGUAUCUUUAUUUCACCGUCGUCUAGAGCUUUCCGCGAUGAGGAAGGCAGGAACUUCUGGGUGGAGGUUGAGAUAGUGGACAAAUAUAGAUAUCCAUCUGGGACACAAGGACCGUACAAUGUCACAACUACCUUGUUAGUACCUGGUAAUUACCAAGGAGAGAGAAGUAUAAGGCAAAGUCAGAUUAUUAAUAGUCCUGGAAAACAUCGUAUAAAACUUCCGACAGUAGCAGUAAGAACAACAGGAACUGUUUUGGUGGAGAUGGUUGACAGGAAUGGACUCUACUUCACAGACGAGUUCUCCCUCACAUUCCAUAUGUACUACUAUAGACUGUUGAAGUGGCUCCUUGUCCUUCCGAUGCUUGGGAUGUUCGCUGUGCUUGUCAUCCUUCGACCACAAGAGGCAAUGCCUUUGCCAUCGUUUUCGCGAAACACUGACUUGUAAUUGUAACAUUCAAACCCUGAUAGAAAGCUUCAUCUCAACCAAUGCCGAGACUCGGUGAUAAAGUAUUUAGCGCUCAUGAGAGCAUCGAUGGCUCGGCCACACUUCAGUAGAUAAUUUCCUAGGCUUAAAUUGUGAAUGGCCCGAGCCGAAGCUGCAAUUUGGAUGAUAGGUAAUCGGGAGUUGUAACAUAGAUAAUUUUGAGUUAUGAAGGAUUUUUUGGAUUUUGAGUCCCCAUAUGUUUUGUCAGUUCUCAUUUAGGGAUUUUCAAUAUAAAUCAUAAUCAUUUGGAGGGAACGGAUAUUUAUACUGUGAAAUGUUGUGUUAGUCUAUCUUAAUGCGCAUGCAAAGCACACGUGCACUUUGUUUAAACUAAUAUAUUUAUAGGGGUAUGAUUUUGUCCCGUUAUUCUACUUUCACGGAUGUACGGCAGCCGUCAGAUGAGGAAGUUAUUUGAUUUGACGGCUGAGAUUGAUUUAGGGGUAAUUAGGGUUAAAAAAUAGAAACGUACACUGACACUCAUUUAAUGUACCGUGAGAUACAUCUAAUGUACCACAGAAUACAUUCCGUAAAAAUAUAUCACGGAACAAAAUUAUAUUCGGAACAAAAUCAUAUUUCUAUAUUUAUAUUGUGAAAUAUGAGAAUUUAUCACCAUAAUGUAACAUAAUUUGUAUAAUUUAAUAUCGGGUAAUGCAUCCUAUCAACACUUCCAAUUAAGCAGUUUUAGAUUUUUAGUUCAAAAAACAAAAUGGGUAGUUUAUCCUUUUUAUUUUCUUGGGACUUGUUAAGUAUGACUUCGAUACAACAUUGAGCCCAUCAUAACAAUUAUGUGAUUUGAUAUGUCAUUUCGAAGCACAAAUUAUGUGAUUGAAUCACAUUUUUCGAAAAAAGAAAGCAACUUGUCAUGUUUACAUCUCUUGAAUACAACGGUAUUUUAGCCCAUUGACCAAUGCAGCAAUAAAUAGAAAAGCCACAACUAUAGCCAUAAUAAUACCCUCAGAAUCAGAUGAUGAAAAACAUUAUUAACAGAUUGUAAGAAAAUUUAUACAAUAAUAACGAUGAGUGUUGAUAAGAACGUUUUCCACUUGUACCAUUUUCCAAUUAUAGCAGUUUUUCAAUUCAAGGAGUAUGCAUGAGCCAUGAAGAGUGCAUUUCCAGCAGAGCCUGCAACCAAUUAAGCUUUACCAAACCUCUUUUAAUAGUUUCAAAUUCAAUACAUCUUCUGUUCCCACUAACUUUUAAUAACUACAUUUUAAAUAUUAUAUCAACCAUUUCAAGGCAAGGUAUAAAUAAUGCUAAAAUUUUAAGCACUGGCAAAAGUAUGGUAAAGAGAGUUACUUAUUCUGAGGAAACAAAUCAUUCAGUAUAAACAUCAAAAACAAUAUGAGGAUAUGUAUAUAGAAUCUACAACAGUUACAGUAAUGGUUGGUUCCUAAUCCCAAUCAAGUUAUUGUAAUAGAGAGAAUGUUGUUUCAAUUCAAGAAAACAUGUUUCUGAACUUGGGAUCAUAAGAAAGAUCAGACAAGACAGACUUGAACUAUAUUAAAGAAAAAAACUUAUUAUAAGGAUAAACAAAAAUAGAGGGAAGAGAAGAAGAUGAUGAUGAAGAAACUAGAAAACCUGUAAGACUGGCCUCUUUCCAAGCCUCUUGAUCUCUUUGUCCAUUUUCCCAGUAAGCAUUAAACCAAACAUCUUGUAAUCACAGAGAAGAGACCAAAUUGGAUGCCCAAAAGUGGCUGGAAUAUUUCCUUCAAUGAAGAAAUGGCUGUACCAGGCACAUCCAUAGCCAGAUAAUGGCACAAAGAGCAAAAACCACCAACUAAAAAACAAAGAACAUAACAAGAAGAAGAUACUAGAAGCUGUACCAAUGAAAUGCCAACGCCUUGUUAAAGGUUUCGAGUGUUGAUUCACAUAAAAAGCCCAAAACUCAUCCAUGUUCCUGAAAUUCAUAUCUGAUAAAAAAGAAAGAAAGGGAGAAACUUUUAUAUACUGAAAACUUUAAUUCUUUCGCUACCUUGUUCAGAACCCAAAUCCAACAAAUCUUCAACAAAUACCAAUCAAGUUCGCCACUUUAUUCAAAACCCAAUUCAGAAACGUAACAUUAUUGGGUUAUGAAGUUGACCCAAAUCAGAAAUCUUAUCCCUUAUCUUGAUGGAAGAGCUUCUGUUCUGUCGAUAGAUAACCCCAAAAUUGAAUCUGGGUAUUUGUCAAUGAUUAAUGAAAUGAUGAUUAGGAGGUAAAUCAAAUUCUGAGUUUCACCGAAAUCAUCGUUAGGAGAAGAUUUCCAAAAACAUAAUCUUUUGGAGUUGACCAAAAGCCAAAGAGAAUGAAGCAAGAGAAUCUUCUCUUCUUUCUUCUUCUUCUUCAAAAACAAAGGUGUGAAUAAUUUUGGAAUUUAGUGAUAUGUUGUUUAGUUUAGAUUGCUGACAUAUUUUGUUUGUGGAAAUUUUGGACUAAGAAAAAGGUGAAGUGUAAUUCUCUUUAGAAUUGCGUGCUUGGAAAUGAAUAGCCAAAUUAGGUUU